AUGGCCUUUAGGUUGUAUGAGGAGAAGGACCACGUUGGAUCCUACCUGCAGUACAGAGUGACCCCUCAUGAACUGAUCGCCAAGAUUAUGGACUUUAUGGGACCAAUGAAGCAAAACAAGUUCAACCUUGCAGUGGAUGUGGGCUGUGGUAACGGAAAGGGAACCGUACUCUUGGCUCACUUCUUCAACCAGGUUCAUGGGACAGACGUUAGCCCUGCCCAGGAGGAGCUGGCUCGGGCCACUAACCCUUGCCAGAAUGUCUCAUACAGGCAACGUCCUGCAGAAGAACUACCAUUUGAGUCCGGCCAGGUGGACCUUGUAACGGCCAUGACAGCUGCCCACUGGUUUGACCGCCAGGAGUUCCUGAAGGAGGCUGACCGAUUGCUGAAGCCUAAUGGCUGCCUGGCCCUGCUGAGCAACACGAUGGACAUGGAGCUGGAGUACGGUGAUGCCACUAGCAACCUUAACAACGUCUGUAAGGAGUUUUAUGCAGCUUUGCUCCCCUUCAAAAACCCUUGUCUUGGCUCCAGUUCUUCACGAAUCUACUUAGAAAUUUUUGAUUCCUGCCCCUAUCUGGACAAAGAGUGGAACGGCUGUGAAAAGGUUUACAGGAUGGUGACAGUAAACAGUUUCAUUGGUUUGGUGGAGACUUUUACCAGCUACCAGAAGCUGAAGCACCAGGAUGCUGCUGAGGCGAAGCGUCUCUCUGAUGCCAUCAGGAGCAAGCUGCUCGCUGCCAUGCAGGUGUCCUCGCCAGACACGGCACUCACCAUGGUGGUCAAGUAUUUCUACAUGCUGGCAUGCAAACCUUGA
Phycodurus eques (leafy seadragon) is the source of this 813-nucleotide messenger RNA. Its product is annotated as putative methyltransferase DDB_G0268948. The coding region runs from base 1 to 813 and encodes 270 amino acids. Gene Ontology annotation, molecular function: S-adenosylmethionine-dependent methyltransferase activity. The transcript is spliced from 6 exons. The record is from RefSeq and is a predicted model, not a curated record. NCBI's taxonomy places the organism in Eukaryota, Metazoa, Chordata, Actinopteri, Syngnathiformes, Syngnathidae.